Messenger RNA from Cimex lectularius (bed bug), 1523 nucleotides. RefSeq names its product differentially expressed in FDCP 8 homolog (gene DEF8). The record is from RefSeq and is a predicted model, not a curated record. Lineage: Eukaryota; Metazoa; Arthropoda; Insecta; Hemiptera; Cimicidae. The coding region runs from base 129 to 1400 and encodes 423 amino acids. The transcript has 6 exons.
ACCGUUUCAGGUGUUUCAUCAGCUGACCAAUCGACUUAUCAUAACACACACAAUGUAAACAAUCAAUUUUUUUAAAUUUCUUGUGACUCAUUGUUUGGCUACGCCUAUGAAGAAAAUCGACAAAAACUAUGGACAUGACAGAAGAAGAAAUAGAAAAACAGGAGUGCGUCCGGUCACCGUCUCUCUCCUCGGUUUCCGGUGACGAAGAAUCGGAUUCAUCAGCACAUCUUUCCACGACUUUCAUCGACGCGCAUAAUUAUAUUACACUGAAGGAAGGUUGCCAGUUUGCUUUUACAACUGAAGAACUGACAGAAGCGUUAGAAAGAUGUAAAACGUUGGUCAUGACUAGCGAAGAAUGCUCAGAUGAAAGAAAAUGGCUAGUGAGACGGUUGGUCGAGCUUCGGCACAGGCUGGCGCAGGCGAAGGAAAACGAAUUAAUAAAAAAUCAACCAGAGCAGGAAGAAGUGCAAGUACGCUUAGGCCAUAAUUUUGUGGUAAACUACCAACCAGCUUCGGCGACUUCUCUCUACUGCGACCACUGCUGUGGUACCAUUUGGAAUGUCGUCUCUUAUUAUUACAGAUGCAUUGAUUGUUCAUACAGAAUUCAUAUAAAAUGUCUACACUUUAUAACAAGAGUAUGUCCAAUACUGAUUAUAUCUGAACAGGGAAGUUACGAAACCAAAAUUUGCCCCGAAGUAGGAUUGGAUCGUCAAGAUUACAAAUGCUUCGAAUGCGAAAACCCGAUCAAUUUUGUUCAACGGGGAAACAAUGAGGCGAGGAAAUGCGAUUACUCUGGGCGAUAUUUUUGCAAGUCUUGUCAUUGGAACUCAUUAAGUGUUAUACCCGCGAGGAUAAUGCAUAACUGGGAUUUCGAACCAAAACCAGUAUCUCAGGCUGCAUAUCAGUUGAUUAAAAUGACUAAGGAAAGACCUUUGAUCAUUUUAGACAAUUCUUUAUAUCCUCUUAUUGAGGAGCUCAAUAAAAUUAAAAAAAUGAGAGAACAGCUUGGUCACAUGAAACUAUACAUUUCAACUUGUCGGUCUUCGUUGGAGAGCGGUUUUCAUAAACGUGAGUUAGAGUGGAGAAGGCAUCUUGUUCACAACACUGACAUUUUUAGCCUUGAUGAUUUAAAUGAUUUACACAACGGACAACUUCGUAUGAAAAUUGAAUCAAUACAUAGCAAGUUGAAAAAGCACAUAAAAGAAGAUUGCGAGGUUUGCAAAGGUCGAGGCUUCUUUUGUGAAUAUUGCAAAAGUACCGAGGUUAUUUUCCCUUUUGACAAUAGUGUAUAUAUUUGUCCCAAGUGUGAAUACGUUCAGCAUAAGCAUUGUUGGAUGACGAGAAACGCUUGCCCAAAAUGUGUACGAAAAGAAAGCAAGACUGAUAAAGCUGAUGAAUAAAACUAGAACAAUUUUUUAACAUUAAUUAAAACAAUAACAAUGUUAAAUAAUACUGUUGAAAUUUAGAGUGUGCAAUAUUUUGCUUCCUGUUUAUGUUAAUAAUAAAAUCCAUGUCUUUUAUUA